Messenger RNA from Mucor mucedo, 1854 nucleotides. RefSeq lists its product as uncharacterized. The coding region runs from base 260 to 1738 and encodes 492 amino acids. The record is from RefSeq and is a predicted model, not a curated record. The transcript is spliced from 3 exons. Gene Ontology annotation, cellular component: plasma membrane; cytosol; cytoplasm. Gene Ontology annotation, biological process: ubiquitin-dependent endocytosis. NCBI's taxonomy places the organism in Eukaryota, Fungi, Mucoromycota, Mucoromycetes, Mucorales, Mucoraceae. Gene Ontology annotation, molecular function: protein-macromolecule adaptor activity; ubiquitin protein ligase binding.
AAUAUGUCAGAUUUUAUAAUGCAUACGAACAAUCCCCUUUUCAAAAAUAAGUUAAAAAUAACCUCUAUAAUUAGAGCUUUGUUGAAGGUCUAAUACCAAAUGAACAAGAGCUUUCGGACUAUUUAUUAUGCGGAGUUUACAGCAAAAGAUGGACGAAUCGAUUCUCUCUUUUUGAACAUACAGAGUCUUCUUUAAAUACAAUCUUUUUUUUUUCUUUGGGUUUUCGACAGAAAAGUUUUUUUUUUUUUUUUAGACAGAGAUGCACUUGGGAUUACUUUCUCAUGGUCAAUUGAGCUUUGAUCCUUUUAAGCCGAUUAUACUACGAGGUUUACCUACUGAAGAUGCUUCGACAUUAUUUGCGGGCAAUGUGGUUUUGAAUCUGUCAAAACCCACAAAGAUCUCGAACGUUUCCGUAACCUUAAAAAGCCAUGCGGUUACCUAUUGGCCCGAAGGUAUUGGAGCACGUGGUACACGAUUAACAGCAGAAAAGCCGUUGGGAGAACAAAGCGUGGAAAUCUUGGCACCUAAUAUUGAUAAAAAGGCACCCGUAUUAGUUUUACCUGCGGGAAUUCAUCGUUUCUCAUUUGCGUUUGUGAUACCUAAUUCUACUGUGGCCACGAUUGAAGAUACCUUUGGAAGGGUGCGUCAUGUUGUGGACGCUGAAGUACAAAGGCCUGGAAUGAUGGUCUCUAGUUGGAACAUCACUAAGCCUGUUAUGAUAUUACGAACUUAUAUGUCUAACUCGCUUUUGGUGAAUAAUUCAUUAAAUAAUUUAUCAAGAACAUUUGAAAAACACAUGGUGUAUGGUGAUAUUGAAGUUGUGAUUGAAGCAGCAGCCUUUUCAUCGGGUGAUUUAUUCUAUAUUCGCAUGAUUGUUGAACCUCAAUUAAAGCAUACACGAAUUGAACAUAUAGAAGUCAAUGUCACUGAAUCAAGAAAAUAUUGUGUACCAGAGAUGAGAGCCUGGAGAACAGACAAGUCUGUCUAUCCAUUACCAUUUGCAGGUUCUGUUCGAUUAGCUGAAUUUGGAGAGGUAGAUGUUACGACCAACCAGUUAUUACCAAUUUUUGAUAAGAGUCAAAAUGGUAUUGAACUCGUGCAUGAUUUUGCUCAUCGUUUGGCUUUUUAUGCACCAACCUGUCAACAAAAUAUUCGACAUACGACUUAUAUCAAGGAGAUAUUGAUCAAACACCAUAUUGAAAUUAAUGUAACCAUGUCUUAUUUAGACAUACAGGGUCAUCGACAACACCUGAGUCGUAGAGGGAGUAUUGGAGAGGCAGAAUCUCCCGGUACCCUAACACCACCUCCCGCAGCGUAUCUUCAUCCGCGUGCUAACGGGAACUCAACUCCGGUAACUUGGCAAAAUGUACUACAACGAUUAAACAAGGCCAAAGCGGAAGACGUACAUAAUCGAAAGAAAGAUACGAUUAGUUUAGAUUCUAGUGUGAUUGUAUUUGAUUGUAGGCUUAAAGAAGAUUAUGGUCGACUUCCAUCUUACUCUGAAUUAGGAGUGAAGCCAUCUAUUGUGAAAGAAAAGAAGCAAGAUAAGAUCAAGUUAACUAAAAUGGACACACCCAAGAAUCAGCCUAGACCCUACUUAUGUCCAUGCUAUGAACAUUUCUCAUAUGAAAUGGAUUUGGCGUCACAAGAAAUGUUCUUACCUGCCACCGAUAAACUACCUGCAAUGCCUUUAUUGGAUCGUAUACCAUCCAUUCCCCCACCAGAGUACUCAGCCUAAUAAUCUCUAUACCCUUUCUCGUCUCUCUCUCUCUCUCUCCCCCCAUUACUAUCUAAUUCCAUGUUUGGGGAAAAUAAAAUUUAGAUUAUGAUUUAAUAUAUCCACGUUUUCUCUUU